Penicillium oxalicum is the source of this 4032-nucleotide messenger RNA. RefSeq lists its product as uncharacterized. The record is from RefSeq and is a predicted model, not a curated record. The transcript is spliced from 2 exons. The coding region runs from base 1 to 4032 and encodes 1343 amino acids. Lineage: Eukaryota; Fungi; Ascomycota; Eurotiomycetes; Eurotiales; Aspergillaceae.
AUGUUCAAUCGGCGCAAAAGAAGCAGAAGCUCAACACGGCGACAGCCGCUGUCUGGGCCACCCUCCCAAUCCGCUCAAUCCGCCGCCAGCCAUGCCUUUCUCAAUUCCCAACCAGGGUCAAACUUGUCGUCUGCAGCGGCUGCAGCCGCUUUACGCUCUAUGACUCCCACUCCAACACCAGUUGAGAAUGUUCAGACCAAGCGUAUGGCCCAGCGUCAGGGGGCUGCACCCUCGCCUCCCAACAUGGCCACAAACCGUCGGUCCGUCAGCGUAAGCACGCCGCUCCGUCGAUCCACCAGUUCUAGCUCCAUGACGGCAAGAACAUUUCGAGAGAAUUCACCUCAUCGCCCAUCGACAAGUUCUGGGCCGGGUGAUCGACGUCAUACACCGGUUGAUGUACCCCCUUUACCAGCUGUGCCACCCAAGUUUGCGGCGCAACCUGGCUCGGGCCGUCGUUCGGUCUCCAUGGACCCUUCAACAAGAUCGUCCACUGUCACUCCCACCUCUCCUAGGCGACUUCAUGUGCAGACAGACCAAGGAACGCCCAGCAGUCCCUCAAGUCAACGAUCAACGCAUAGCCGUGUGGCCAGUCUCGGUGCACUCUCCGAAGAAGACCGACCUAGUAGCCGAAAUUCAAUCAACUUCUCUUACCCCAGAGGAUCAAGGCCAACUUCACCAACCCCGGCAUCGGUGAAUCUCCCGAGCGUCAACACCAAGUCCGUUCGCGACAGCCCAGGCAAAAAGUCUGUCGCUCGUGAUGCCAUUGUCAACAGGUCCGGCGAUGUCAAGUCCCAGGCGGCUUCCGCGGGAAGUUUGGAUAGCAUUCAGCCGACGACAUCAGCGGGGGCGGUCAAGAGCACGGCCGUUGCGGCUGCCAGCCUCAGCAUGCAGCCUCAGGAUGCUCAAUCGGAUCGUCCUUCCAAAAUUGAAGAGCGCAUCGACCAAACUAGACCAGUCCCUACUUCGCAGGAACAACACCCAACCCGAUCUCUGCCGCCUAUCGACACCAGUUCUGAAAAUCCACCCCAACAUACAUCUCCCCGGGCUGCCUUGGUUCGCAUGCCAUCGACUGUCCAAGAAGAAAAUGAGCCAAAGGAAGACAAGAUUGAUCCGUUCGUCACAAAGGUCACCAGUGCGCCCGUCGAACAGCCCUCCUCCGUCAACGCUCCAACAGGCUCUGUUUCAACCCAGCAAUCGUCACCGCCUUCCUCGCCAAGGGUUCCUCGAGUCACCACACCCCAGCCAAACGGUCAUGUUACGGAAUCCCAAAGCCCUGGUCGUUCAGCACGCUUCUCGACGCUUCUUCCUGUGGCGGCAACGGACCACCAGCUUCAUGAGCCACCCCCACGCUCCGUAUCCCCUGCCAAAUCGGCCCUGAAAAAUGGCCGUGGGACGUCCAUGUCUCCGGAUCGGAAUUUGAGUAGUGGUCGCAUCAUCCAACCGCCCAGCGAGAUAUCGGAUGGUACUUCGAUCGCGUCCGACGAGGGGUCGAGAUAUGGUGUUAAGAAGCGUCCGGGCAAAGUGAGCUUCGAAGACGAGGCAGAAGUUCUGGGUGUCGCAGCUAGCCCUCCGACCUCACCUGAGGAGUAUGUACCAGAUUCGCCGCCGGCAAAGAACAAGUCACGUAUGAGCUGGCUUGGCGUCGGCAAGAAACGUGCAUCGUCCGCUGAGUACAGUCACGGCGACAGUGACAUUUACGAUGUCAUGAAACCUAGACAGGCGCUCCCGUCGUUUGGGAGCGUUCGUGGCAGCCGCCCGGGUAAUGUGCCGACGCCAGCUGUGCACGAGGUGAGCGACAACGAGUCGUCCAGCUCUUCUGAAGAUGGCAUUGUUGCCCCUCGGUCGUCUUUGGCCCAUCACAAUGGCUCUACAGGCGUGCCGGUCCAGAGUGAAGCAUCAAGUGGAGCCCAGCCUCACAAAGUUUCCGCCUUGGAACAGCUGUCUGUUGCGGGAAGCUCCUCUCUAUACCAGCCAGUGCCGGUGUCUGAGGGUGCAGCAGAUAGCCAGCAGACAAUGAAAGCCCCGCGAGAUUCGACAGCCUUGAACCCUCCCAUCAUCUCACGCCCUCCACCGGUCAUUGCUAUCGAACCAGCCACGCCCCCGGUAGAAUCAGAUCAAGUGAAGUUUGGAGUGCCUAUGGGCUCAUACGGGCACACUGAGGCCGAGGAUCGACCAUCUGCUUCGUCUGGCCAUUCCAACGUUGAUGAAUCCGAUAAUGAUUCUAGUGACAGCGUGUACAGUGACGCACCGGAAGAUCUGGACGGCGAUGGGUUUGGGUCGAUUAACGCUAUUGUGGACAGCCCCCCCAUGCCCCGUUCUCCAGUGUCUCAGACGAAUGGUGACAUGGCAGGGUCGCAGGCUGUUGGGCGAGCCGCGGCCGCUGACGAGCAAUUGCAAGACAAGGCUCGGCCUUUUACUCCAACCCAAGAUUCGGGGCAUUACUUGGCGAACGACCCGCCCACCACACCUCCCAUCUCAUCCCGAGCGAACCAGACGCAGCCUUCUCCUCAAACUGACAGUCCUCGUGCAGCUGUCGCCAAAUCAUCCCGACCUAAGUCCGAUUCAACCGGAACUGUAGCUCAGACAAACGGCUCCCGCGUGAAGUCGGCAAAUAAUGAUGCGACUACCCAGCGACCCAGUCCCCUCGGUCCGGCGUUCCAGAUGAAGAAGACCAACGAGAGCUCGGCUGGACAACGGAGUGCCAUGCGUCGCACCAUGUCAAAUGACAGUGACUCAUCGAGCAGUUUUGGGCGUGGUAAGCCCGGUCUGCGCAACGACGCGCCAUUCUCUAUGCGGCGAACAAUGAGAGGGAGUGCCAUGAAGCUUCAGGAGUCGCCCGGUGUUAUGCGGACGGGAUCUCCAGAUGAAUAUCGACCCACCUCCUCCAACUCGGGAACUGGGACCAUGCGAAAGUCCUUGCGGGGCUCCGGAACAGGAAACGAACGAAUGUCGUUUUUCUCGACCAAUAACAAACCUAGUCGGGGCAAAGUUUCCAAAGCGGCACCGGCGUCGAGAUCCAUGCGCAAUUCACGGUUUUUUGAUUCGGAUGAUGAGGCAGAUGCUGCCCCAUCCAAUCUGUUCCGCAGUCGAUUUGCUGAUUCAAGUGAUGAGGAUGAGCCAAAUCAUAAUGUGAUGCGGCCUGUCCGCGGGAUUCCACGUCGACAAGGCAUGAGAGAUGGCGAUUCUACCGAUCUAGAGGACAGUUCAGAGGACGAACCUCGGCCACCAGUUGCGGUGCCAUCUGUGCAUCGACCAAAUCCAACCGUGCCGAGUGCGCGAGAGAAGGGUGCUCCCAAUAUGUCCGGCUUGGCUGCUGUAGCUAAGCAGCGCGGCAUGAGCCAACGGGAAUUGGAGGAAUUCAUGAUGCAGUCUUCACGAGGUCAGAAACCGGGUUUGCUUACGCGUCUGGGACUGAAAAAGCCGAAGCAUUCCGAAAACCGGAUUCGCAAGGCGGAUACUGAAAGCCCAUCCCGCAAUGACACUCCAUUGGAGCGAUCACGACUUGAGCGUGGGCAGGUGCGAGGGGACUCGUAUACGAAUGGGGUGAGCGGGGCGAAUGCGGCGAAUGGAUUAAAUGGAGCAAAUAGCCGUCAUGGAGUAGUCACCACGGUGAGUGCCGAGGUGCCAGAGCCGAGUACUUCGCCCCGACCUACUCGACGACUGUCUAAGCGACACACAACGGACGCAAACCAGUGGCCGCUGCCUGUCGAUCCAAAAUCGGACGUCUCUCGUCCAGCCAUGUCGCACAGUCGCAGCUUUUCCUCGGUCCCUGUCCAGUCCACUCCUGCUGAGGGCAAUGGGCGUGCCGUGGUCACCGGGAGUGAAGCAGUCGGGCCAAUUUCGCCGAUCCAAGAAGAGCCCGAGCAAACCUCGGUCAAUAAAGCCGAAUCUGCGCUUGGUCAUCAAUCUGGACAAGCCGGGGUUUCAUCGCUGAGAGAGCAAGGCCCGUCCGCCCGAGACGUGGUGAUCACUGGAUCCGGCCGCAAGAAACGAUUCCCCCUUAUACGGAAAGCCUUUGGUCUACGCGGGUAG